AUGCUGUUCGCUGUGCUGUGGCCCAUUUGGUGGCUCUGCUACUCGUACAUGGACUUCGACUUCGACCGCGCCACAGCGCUCUUAUACGUGGCAAUGUACCCCAGAUCUUGGUUCGAGCGCCAGGCUCGGCGGAUGGCCAACUCGUCCGAGGUGACGCUGUUCCUCAUCAGCUUCGACGCUCUGCGCCUGAAGUCGGGGUUGGACAUGUGCAUUCGUAUGGCCAUGAACCUGUCGUUCAGUCACCGCCUCGGUCGCGUGGUGGAGUUUCUGAUCCUCCAUCGGCGGCACGAAGUUGCGUCUAAGCAGUCGUCGAGUAAGAAAGACAACCAAAUGCACAUCCGCCGACCCACUGCGCUCAUCUUCGUCUUCGUGAGCAUCGGAGUGCUGAUGCACACCAACCAAAGCAUUGUUACCUCAGACAAAAGGUGUUUGGCUUAUCCCGAGUGUGUUGCAUACGCGUACCGCUGGUCCGAGACGGAGUUUUGCCCGUGUCGAGCGCUGAUAGACGUGGAUAAAGCGCCUCGAAGCUACGCCGAGUGGACAAACCCUCCAAACGUGACAGAAUUACUGCGUAAGUUGUCACUGACAGGCGAUUUACGCGUCAUCGAGGUCGUCAACAGGCACCUCCCAGCACUGCCUGAUGAGCUCCAGCGCUGCACACAACUCCAAAGCAUGUGCGUGUUACAUAUAUGUUGUAUCUAG
Phytophthora sojae is the source of this 702-nucleotide messenger RNA. RefSeq lists its product as hypothetical. Lineage: Eukaryota; Oomycota; Peronosporomycetes; Peronosporales; Peronosporaceae. The coding region runs from base 1 to 702 and encodes 233 amino acids. The transcript has a single exon. The record is from RefSeq and is a predicted model, not a curated record.